Messenger RNA from Rattus norvegicus (Norway rat), 12455 nucleotides. RefSeq names its product dynein axonemal assembly factor 4 (gene Dnaaf4). The record is from RefSeq and is a predicted model, not a curated record. Lineage: Eukaryota; Metazoa; Chordata; Mammalia; Rodentia; Muridae. Gene Ontology annotation, cellular component: cytoplasm; neuron projection; dynein axonemal particle. Gene Ontology annotation, biological process: cilium movement.
AUUGAAGUCCUCUUGGAAAAUGUGUCGGUUUAAAUUCAAUAGAUCUAUUGUGGAAUUGUAGCGAAGUUAUUUGUGAGUCCUUUGCGUCCUUUUUUUUCAGGAGUCAAAAAUUGAAACCCUUCCCGGGUAUGGAGGAUACAAAUGUACGCUCCAGUGCUCCCAGGAUGGGUGGCGAAGCCAGCCCCUGAACAUCAAACGUUGCUUUGUAUUUUCAGACAAAAUACAAAUUUGUUUAUCAAGACGGUCUCCAAAUGAAGGCUCCUGCCUCAGCCUCCCUAAGUCCUGAGAUUACAGGCUACCACAUUGUCACUGCCCAGCAAAUGGCCAGAGCAAACCAAACGUCCUGACUCUAAAAGUGCAUUGCUGUCACAAAGUACACAACCCAGCUCUGCUGACCCACAUCCCUCUGCAUCCUAAAGCUCCAAGCUUUGUCCUCUCCAGAGCUGAGAAAUGCAACCCAACCUCUCCCAGGGAGUCACACCAGAGCUUCUCUCCUCCUUUAGCAAAAAUUCACUCUAAAUUAUUUGUAUUUAUUUUAAUUAAUUUGUGUCUGCGUGUGAGUGAGGUGCACUCGGAAGCCAGAAGGUUGAAGGUACAGGCGCUUAAGAGAAGCCAAGCACGGGUGGUGAGGCCCGAACUCCGACCCUCUGGAAAGUAGUGCAUGCGUAGGGCAGUCUCCUGUCCCCGAGCCCUCUCGUUCCCCAUGUCGUUCUGCUUUAUUUCUUCCUCAAUCUCUCAGAGGUAGUGGGGACCCAGAUGCUCCAGACUCAUACUGGACUACAGCCGACUGCAAUACUCAACACGCAGGGAGGUCCAGCGUCCCACUGGACCCCUGACCCGGAAGGGACCUAAGGACCGGAAGUGAUGGUAGCCUCGCAAUCCCCGCUUCCCUAGCAACCUAAUUGGCUCCUUAGCGACGUGAAGUGGCUGUGCAGUCCUUGGUCCCGCCAUGCCGGUGCGAGUGAGCGAGUUCAGCUGGCAGCAGACACCGGCCGCACUCUUCCUGUCGCUGCCUCUACGGGGCGUCUGCGUGCGCGAUGCUGAUGUGUUCUGUGGGGAAAGUUACCUGAAGGUUAACUUUCCUCCAUUUUUAUUUGAGGUGUUUCUCUAUGCUCCCAUAGAUGAUGGGAAGAGCAAAGCCAAGAUUGGAAAUGACACGAUUCUCUUCACAUUGUAUAAAAAGGAGCCAGUUCUGUGGGAGAGCCUUUCUAUGCCAGGCGUUGAUAAAGAGAUGAUGCAGAGAAUAAGAGAAAAAUCUAUCUUGCAAGCACAGGAGAAAGCAAAAGAGGCUACAGAAGCGAAAGCUGCUGCCAAGCGAGAAGAUCAGAGAUACGCCCUAGGCGAGAUGAUGAAGAUUGAAGAGGAAGAGAGGAAAAAAAUAGAAGAUAUGAAAGAAAAUGAACGGAAAAAAGCAACCAGAGAAUUAGAAGCGUGGAAAGAAUGCCAAAAGAAAGCUGACGGACAAAAACGAGUCCAGAGGAAGGAGAAACCGCUACAGGGAAAGCAAGCUGAAGAGAGGGGAGCACUAAAACCUCAGAGUUUGCCCCGGAAGGCCCCGCCCACUCGCCUCCCCACAAGAGGGAGGAAUUGGGAAAACAUAUUCUCUGAGAAGUUAAAGGAAGACAGGGUCCCUGCACCUCGCUCUGCUGGCAGCAUUCAGAUCAGCUUUACCCCUCGAGUGUUCCCAACCGCUCUACGGGAAUCCCAAGUUGCAGAAGAGGAAGAGUGGCUGCAUAAACAAGCAGAGGCCCGGAGAGCCAUGAGCACUGAUCUUCCGGAAUUUUCUGACUUAAAAGAAGAAGAGAAGAAUCCAGACUGGUUGAAAGACAAGGGAAACAAAUUGUUUGCAACAGAAAACUACUUGGCAGCGAUUGACGCCUAUAAUUUAGCCAUACGAUUGAACCGUAAGAUCCCAGUACUGUAUUUGAAUCGGGCUGCUUGCCACCUCAAGUUAAAAAACUUACACAAGGCCAUUGAGGACUCUUCUAAGGCUUGCAAGAUUAUGAAGCUGCACUUAAGAUCGACCCAGCCAACACAGUUGUACAGAAUGAUGCCGAGAAGAUUCGGAAUAUAAUUCAAGGGACAACACUGAAGUCUCAUGACUAGAUAGAUACAGCUCGGUAUAGCAGUCCCUGCACGUACUCUAGCUCUGUAAAGCAGUGUUAGAGAUUCUUUGCAAUGGCAGUGCUUGAGGGAUCAUUUCCAAGGUAAAAACUAUCUCUCACGGCCUUUGAUCCCAGUACUGGGAAGGCAGAGGUAGGCAGGUCUCUGUGAGCUUGAGGCCAGCCAGAGCUACACUGCGAGAUCCUGUUUCAAAGUACAAAAGAAAGCACAGAGAAGGGGCCAUGUGAAUCUUCAGUCUUAGGACAGGGCUUUGACGUUGCUGUUCUGAACCGCCUGUGCCUGUCCUUGGAAUUAAGCUGUUGGCAUUUCCAGGAUACUAUGGAGGAAUCAACAGGAUAGAAUUUCCACAUAUAAGAUUGUGCUUAUAAAGUAUUUUAUUAUAUUAAAUAUAGUAUUUCAUUCUGAAUGAUUGGCUUUGGUAUAGACAAUUUUUAGUCACUUACAGAUACACAUAAUCGUAUUUUGUUCUUUAUAUUAUUUGUUGUUUUCGUCUAGACCAGUUACAGUGUAAUAUGUAUUGCAUACCAACCCUGGGUCUUCUGGGUAAAAAGAUGUAGAAUGCCAGGCUAGCCUGGGCAACAUAGUGAAAUUGUCUCACGAAAAAGUGAAGAAAUAAACAACAGAAAAACAAGUUACUCUGAAAACCUUGUUUAUUUUUCAAGAGAUGUAUUUAUAUUUAAUUUUCUGUGCAUGGGUAUUUUGCCUGUAGGGAUGUGUGCCACAGUUGUAUGCAGUGCGUGCAGUGGCCAGCAGAAAGCACUGGGUCUUUUGGAACUGGAGUUAAAGACAGUUGUGAGUCACCAUGUGGGUGCUAGAAAUUGAAGCCAAGUCCUCUGGAAAAUCAGACAGUGCUCUUAAUCACUGAGCCAUCUCUCCUGUCCCUAAACCUUAUUUUGAAUUUAUAGGCUGUUGUUGAAAACAAAACUGAGCAGGGUCUUGUAUGCCUUUAGUCUUAGCACUCAAGAGUAGGAAAUAGAAUGAAGAUGCCAGAUUCCAGGCCAGCUUGGGCCACAUAGCAAGACUGAGUCUCAAACCAGCUAACCAAGGGCCAGUGUGAUGGCUUAGUGUUAAGAACGCUUGUGGCUUAUCCAGAAGACUCAAGUUUAGUUCCCAACUCCUACAUUAGGUGUCUCACAACCACUUGGAACUCCAACUUCAAGGAUCCGAUGGAUGCCUUCUUUGACCACUCCGAGCACUAUUGUAGUUGCUUUUGGGCGUUCUGUUUGGGGGCUAUAAAGACACGGAGACAUCUUUAUAGUAUAAGUCUGUUAGCCUUUUUGCUGAGGGCAGUCUCCUGAGCUAGCCAUCCAAACCCAACUAUUCACCUCCCAUCGCUCUAUCACAUGACUGUGGCUCACCAGCUUCCUCCCUACUCUGCUCCUCCCCCAGCUUCAGUCUCCAGUUCUUUUCAUCAAAAAAGCCACUCCUCCUUCCUGUUACAAAAAACUUAUUAGCAUGGAGGGAGAGGUUUCCCAGUUUACUCACUCUGAACCAAUCAGCAGCAGGACUAUGCCCAGUCUAUCUCUUAGUGUGGCCUUUUGGGCAGAUUGAGAGCUAGGUCACCCCCAAACCCAGGAUAGCUUGACUUUUAACAAGAUAAUCUCAGAAUUAUUUACAUGGUUUUCAGGCAGGUGAGGAGGCACCAUUUACAUAUAGAAAGCAGUCUUGUGGGCUAUAAAAAUGACAAUAUCAUAUAUCCUGCCAGCACCUGGCACUGCAGUUACAGCAAUUAACAGUUGAGAAUACAGGGGCACACAUUCACACUGAUACAAUAUAUGUGGGGGUAGGUUAUCCCAACAGAGCACAAAUUCACAUGGUGCAUACACACACAGUAAAAAUAAAGUUUAAAGACUCCAUCCCAAUAAAAGUUAAAACAAAUUUAGUUUGUAGAUUUUGAUGUUUUAAGACAGCGUCUUAAAACAGUCUGGGCUGAAAUUCAUAGUGGUCCUUCUGUUUCAGCCUUACCAAUGCAAGGAUUACAAAUAGUUACUAUAGCUAGGCAGUGGUGGCAUCUGCCUUUAAUCUCAGCACUCAAGAGGCAGAAGCAGAUGAAUCUCUGUGAGGGUUAGAGGCUAGCCUGGUCUACAGAUCAAGUUCCAGGAUAGCCAGGGCUACAGAAAGAAACCCUGUCUUCAAACACCAAAAAAAGAAGAAAGAAAAACGAACAAAAAAUAAACAUAUCCUAGAGCUGGGUAUGGUGUGGUGCUUCACACCUCUAAGCUUAGGAGGCUGACACAGGGAUGAACCAUCUCACUGGCCCCUCUUUACUCAUUUUUGGGAGGUAGUGUGACAGAAGCUAUGUAUCCCAGGCUGGUCUUGAAAUCACGGCAAUUCUCCUGCCUUAGCCUUCCAAGUAUUGGGAUUUUAGGUGUGGGCCACCAUGCCCAGCUAAAUGGUGAUACACUUCUUAUAUUUGGCUUUUAGAGGUAAGGCCUCACUCUGUAGUCCUGCCUGGUCAGGAACUCCCUUUGAAACCCAGCUGGCCUCAAAGUUGCAAUCCUCUUGCCUCAGCUUCCUGAAUGCUGGGUUCCUGUGAGCCACCAGCCCGGGCUGCUAUCUUCCUUUGUCUUAGUAAGUAAACGUAGUGUCAUGUGCUCUGAUGGAAGUCCCUUGCAGCUUAGUAGCUCCAUACACUUUGGAUGCUAGCCAAGCACUCUACCAACUAGGCCAAAUGCAUGGCCUGAGAUAGGUCAUUCUUGAGCCAAAAAGGAGUGAUCAUUGUUGUCAAUAAAAGGAUAAGGAGAGGGGGGAUAUAUUCUAUGGGGGUCUGGGGGAAGGGGGUCCCUCAGCAGGCCCAUGCUGAGGUACCUCUUCCCCUGAGGGACAAGCCACAGGACUUGUAAAGUAUAGAAUAGAGUUUAUUCAGGGCAUGAGGAGGGGAGUUAAGAGGGUAGUAGGGCAGAAAGAGAAAGAGAGAAGAAGAGAAAUAAAAAAGGAGAGCAGGAAAGGAGUAGAGCACGUGGAAAGAAGAGUGGAGAAUGGGGAGAGAAGAGACAAAGGGGUAAAAGAGAGGAAGCAGGAGCAAGAACAAGAAGAGUGAGGAGGGGGCAAAUAUCCCCUUUUAUAGUGAGUCAGGCAUACCUGGCUGUUGCCAGGUAACUUGGGGAUGGAGCUUAGAAUGCUAACAAUCAUAGUCCAAAAACAAUGAUUCAAGUGGUCCCUGUAUAAUGACUAUUCCUAGUUGUCAACUUGACUAUAUCUGGAAUGAACUAAAAUCCAGAAUUGGAGGGUUCACCUGUGAUCCAGAUUUUGAAGCUGGAAGACUCAAGUUUCUGACCUGGAUCUCAACAAGGAGAUCUUGAGGCAUAGUGGCUAUAAAAAGUUUAGGCCCAGGCAAGGUUGUAUACACCAUUAAUGCCAGGAAACUAAGGCAAGGAGAUCUCUGAGUUCAAGGUUAGCCUGGAACAAAAAGGUGGUACACACCUUUAAUCUGGGCCACACCUUCUGCUGGAGACCUACAUAAGGACACUGAAAGAAGGAAGAUCCCCUCUUCCCCUGCUUGCAUUUACUUGCCAACACAUCCAUUGGAAUCUACUUCUACAGAAGAGCAGCUGAAACAACUAACCUCAUGGGACUGAGCAACUACUAGGUUCUUGGACUUCCCAUCCACAGCUGACCAUUGUUGGGGAGUUGGACUACGGACUGUAAAUCAUCAUAAUAGAUUCCCUUAAUUUAUAGAGACAUUCCAUAAGUUCUGUGACUCUAGAGAGCCCUGACUAGUACAGCCUCUAACAACAUGCUUCAAUGUGAAAAUAAGAAAUUUAUAAUUACAGAACAAAAAAAGCCACAAAUCCAGGCACCUUUAAAUACACUGGAGGGAAUGGCAGGUCACAGUAAAGCAAGGCUUAAGAUGCUAUUUGAAACAUUCUUAGCUGCUGGGUUGUUAGAAACAAAUGAUCUACUAAGUUAAUGCAUUCCAAGGUAUGACUACCUCAUAAUCACAGGAUGUCAGGUCAGAUACAGAGUUGGGAUGAACAGCUAGUAAGGGUAUCAGAGAUAGUCCCAACGACUGUCUCUAAAUUUGUAACAUUCCAACUCACAACCUUUAAAAUUCUUUUAACAGGGGUGUGUGUGUUCCUGGGAACUUCAGUUCAGUUGUUUGAGGCAGGGUCUCAAUGAGUUGAUCAGGCUGACCUUGAACUUGCUAUUCUCUUGCCUCAGUCUCCCAAGUGGUUGUUAUAGGUCUGUCUAUAUUUGGAUUUUGGUAGUGUAGACAUAGGCAAGUUAAUUAUAAAGUGGGGUACUCUCUGAGUGGGUUUGUUGUUUUUGGAGUUUUACUGUGUUAUCCCAGGUUGGCCAUGAAAUUGUGGGUCUUCAUGCUUAAGUUGGCAGAGCAUUCAGGGCACAAGUGAACUCCAGCAUACCUAGCUUUGAACACUUUAACAUUUGUUUUUUAUUUUUAAUUGUGUGUGUGUGUAUAGAUAUUGGUGAGUGCAGAUGCCUCUGAGGCCAGAGGCAGAGGGUCCCUGGAGAGCUGGAAUGACAGGGGCCAUGUGUCCCCUCCCCUUCUCCCAUGUAGCUUGGGACAAAACAAGAGCGGUCUGUGCUCUUAACUGCUGAGCCAUCGUUUCUGCCCCUGAACAUGUACUUGUAUGGUAGGGUCCAGUAGUUUACAUCUGGAGGCUAAGGUGGUUCUAGACUUUAUAGAGAGUUCUGGGCUAGCUGGGUUGCAGAGUGAGACCCUUUUUCUAACAUAAAUAAAUGAACAAGGUCACUGUCACUAACUUAAUUUUUUUAUUUCUUAAAAGUAAUUUUAGAAAAUGUAUUUGUAUUUUUAUAAUUAAAAGUUAUUACAUUUCAAAUGUUCAAAAUUAGGUAUUCUAGACUUAAAAACUAAUAUCCUCAGGACAUUUUCUCUGUCAGAAGGAUGGAUUUCACAGUGUGUGUUGAUAAUUAGGAGAAUCGACAGUUCUGGUUCGGUCAGGCCCAAUGUUCAGGCUGUUGUUUUGAUAAAAGCCGGUUGCUCUGAGGUGCUCUGUGAACAUUUGCUCCUGUGGCAGGUACUUACAGGGCAGGAAGUAGGGCCUGGGUGAGAAGGCCCCGUACUGGCUGGCAUUGGUCUUGUACAUAAUCAUCUGGGGUUUGGACAGUGAGGUGGACGUGUGCAAUGUCUUAGGGUCCAACAUACAGGAAAACACGGGGUUGCCAGGGUUUAUGCAUGGAGCUGGUGGUUCAGCAGGUCUCAUUUCUGCAUCUGAAGUCAAAGAAGUUUUCUUAUCCUAAAAGGAAUAAAAACCACCCUGAGUUACAAGGCAUCUACUUGAUUUAUCCCCUCAACUUUUCUUGGAUUUUUUUCUUUCCUGCUUUUUUUUGUUUGUUUGUUUGUUUUGUUUUUGAGAUAGGGUCUUACUAUACAGCCUUAGCUACAGCUCACUAUGUAGACUCCUGCCUCUCUAGUGCUAGGAUUAAAGUCUAGAGCCACCAUAUCUGGGUCUUUCUCUCACUUUUUUAGAGAAAGUCUCAGGUGGCCCAGGCUAGCCUAGAACUCUGUGUGGUUGCAGAUAACCCUGAACUUCUGAUCAUCUGGCCUUCAACCUUCCAAGCAAUUAGGAUCAUGGCACAGGUCAUCAUAUCUACCUAUGUUUUACUUAAUCUUUUAAAUCCUUCGGCCAGUGCAACUUAAAAAGAAAAAUCACUCGAAUUACAGGCCGUCCUGUUACAUCAUCUAUGGAGGCCUCUGUCCUGAGCAGCCCUGCCUACUUCAAAAUGUGUGCUGCUGUCUUCCUCUUACAUGUCUCUACCUUCUCUUAAUGUCUGUGCUGCAACCUACACUGAAUGUUUCCUAAUGAACUCCAGCCUUGAUUUAUACUUAACUCCUGAAACUGUGUCAGUCAAUAACCUUUCUCACCCAAGAGGGUCUCUGGAAAGAACUUGCUCUGCUUUAUCUGGUGGGAUGUUGCUGGCUCCAACUGUUGCUGGUACACUCAAGUCUUCCUGGUUCUUUAAAGCAAGAAUCUCAUUUUGUAGCCCAGACUGGCUUUGAACUCAAGGAACUACUCUUACCUCAGCUUCCUGAGUGCUGGCAUUGUAGCAGACUUGUGUCAGCAUGCUUGGCUAUGAAAUUUCUUGUACUAGCUCCAUAACACUUUUUAUAAACCUACAGUUAAAAGUGAGGCUGUGUGCAAGUGUAGUUUAACUAGUGUGAACUGGUGUUCUCUAAAGAAGUACUAGGGUGACAGGGCUAGCCACCAUUCCUGGCUGCUUUUCGUAUUUCAUUGGUAACUACAGGGCAGAAUUGUCUCUGGUGUGGCACACCUCUGAAUUUCAACAUUGUGGAGUCACCAGGAUGAGUUCACUAAGUCUGAAGCUAGCCUGGUCUACACAGGGGUUUCUGGACCAGCCAAAGCUCCAAGGUUACAUUACAAGAUUCUGCUUCAAAGACAAAAACAAGGCACAAUGUCUGGUGGCACUUGGGAGGUGCCACAAACUUAAGGUCAUUCUUGGCUACACAGGGAGUGAACUACAUGAAACCCAGUUUCAAAACAAAACAAAAAGUACUGCACAUGGAGUGCCAUGGAAUAGUGUAUGCAUUCAAUCCCCCGUACUAGAAAACAAAACGCCAAAACACACUAUAGGAGCUACCUAUCCUAGGAGGCCAAGGUCCCUGGCUUUGUCAGUCAGAGAAAACAGAGACCCUUGUAGCAGAUGACUUAAUCAUACAGUGUUGUUCACUAGAGUCUACAGUUCUCUGUCUAAAUCUUUCAAGCUUCCCCAUUCUUCCCCAUGCUCCAAGGCAGUAACCCCUCCCAGCAGCCUUGGAAGGAUGCUAGAUCUAGGGGGAGUGGCCAGACCUUGUUGUGCUAACAGGAGUAAUCUAAAGAUGCUCACCAAAUCUCUAGCAAGGUGUGGUAACACCAUAGGCACUACCACUGUCAGAGGUCAGGGGUUGUUAAGAGUUCAAGGGCAGGUAGUCCUUGAAUCUAAUGCUUUUUGAGUUUCUCUUUAUAUUUCUCUCUCUCUCCUUGCUUCUCUCUCCCUUUCCUUUCUAGGUAAGAAGCUCAGAAGAGAAGCAUAUAUACAUUUAGCUAUCUACCAAAGGCAAGUCUUUCCUUAUGGGCAAGUCCUUCCUGUGGUCUCACUGUGGACUGCCUACUUUCACCUCCCAUCCCCAACAGCAAAUUUCCUGGAGAAAUUGGAAUCCUUAGGACUGUAGACCUAGGCCACCAUGCCCUGCUAGUUAGGUUCUGGUUAAGAUAGCUGAGCUGUUUCUCAAUUCCAGGAUUCUUUUAGUAUCUAAGUAAAGUUCAGUUUCUGAAUGUUAAAUUAAAAAACAGGUUGAGGAUGUGGCUUUGUUGGUAGCAUGCUUCCUAACAUAUAAAGAGGUCCUUGGGUCUAUUUCCAGCACCACAUAAACUGGGCAUGAUGGCUCAUUUCAGUAAUCACACGGAAGAUCAGAAGGGUCAUCUCAGGGAGACAGAGGCCAUCAUGGGAUACAAGAGGCCCUGUCUCCAAAGAAAAAUUUUUAGGAAUUAGAAUACUAGAAAAGUGUGAUGUAUGGCAGGAACUUCCUUCUAGAUGCAACCCACUUAAAAAUAGCUAAAAACACCAACAAAACCCAAACCACAGCUUUUGAGCUAGCUUGAAGGGAAGGUGAAUGGAAAUAUUAAAUACUGGAUAAAUGGAUUUCUCUUCUUUUUUUCUUCAAGAUGUACUCACUUUAUGUAUAUGGGUGCUUUAUCUGCAUGUAUACCUGUGUACCAGAAGAUGGCAUCAGCAUACAUGCUGUGAGCCACCAUGUGGUCGUGGGAAUCAAACUCAGGAUCUCUGGAAGAGCAUACAGUGCUCUUAACAGAUAAGCCAUCUCUCCAACCCAGUUGGUUUUCUUUUGUUGUUGUUUUUUGUUGAGACUGUUUCAAUAAUUACCUGGCCCCAAACUCCUGGCAAUCCUCCUGCCUUCAUAGUGCUAGGAUUCUAGGUCUGGCCACCAUGACUAACCACACCAUGGGCUUUCUUUGGUUAUUAUUACCAUGCCCUUCAGUUACCAAGGGCCCCAGUUUUCAUAAAUCACCCUUGCUACUACUGGCCCUAAAGCUAAGUCACCUUCAACUCUAGAUUUAAUCAUUUUAAAAAGUCACUUCAAAUGAUUGAAGUCACGUCAGGGGGACGAUACUAUCUCCUUACAUCUCCGUUAUAAUUGAAGAUGUUGAGAAGUAAUCAAAGUACACCACGUUACCCCACUCACUGUAAAACCAGCUGUUAUUUAAAUUUUAACAGAGUGUGGCAGCUUAGGCCUGUAAUCCUAAUACUCGGGAAGUAGAGGCAAGAGUUUCUGGAGUUCAGUGCCAGCUACACAGAGAAUUGAAGUCAGUCUCAGUUACUCUGAGAAGCUCUGUCUAAAAAACAAAACAAAACAAAACAAAAAAACAAACCACCACUCCAAACUCCCCUCUCAUCCAAACAAAAAACGAGGGGUUAGGGAUCAACCUCCCUGGUAGAGUGCUUUCCAAGUAGUCUGAGGCUUGAGGUUCAAUCCCUCCCUAGUUACAGCAACACAAAUAUCAGACCUAAACUGUGAACUAACUUUUGCCCAAUCAGCUUGCUAAAUUUCCUUUAUUAUUUACUCACUAGCCAGGUAGGGGACAGAGUGCGCUGUGUUCUCCCUCUCCCAUCCCUUUAGACAAGGCAUACUAUAAAUGACAUAAACAUGAAGGUUCUAAGGCUGGGAGGUGUAGCUCAGUAGAACAGCAGUUACCUACCACGCACAAGUCCCUGAGUUCGAUCCCCAGGACUGCAAAUAGAUAUGCAAAAAAACCCCAUCCUGAACAAAAGAUCAUUUGUAGUGAGAUGCUUCCUUUACACCUUAAAGUAAUUUCUUUGUGGAUCGUGCAUUUAAAUUUAUAAAUAUAAAAGCUCGGUGACUAACUAGGUUAAUGAGUGGGAGUAGAUGGUGCCUCAAACACUAUUAUGAAUUCGAUUUUCAAAAGCAUCUAGCUCUCCGCCCAAACCCACCAAGUCGCAGUCUGUCUCUCCCGCCAUCUUAAUCUCUUCAGCAAAAGCAACUUUUUCCUGAUAGCGAGAAGUCUGACGAAGGCGUGGGUCUUCUUACAGAAGAAGAACCGACGGAAAGCAGCACCAAGGACGAAGCCAGAACGAUCCGAGUCGCAUAAACUGCAAUUUCUGAGGAGGGAGAGGUGGAUGGAAACCCUCUGUCUUCCAGUGUGGCAGCCCGUCUCCAUGGCAACCGGCUGCAGGCAUGGGAGCCCGGAUGUUGUGGAGAUCCGCGGUCGUCCCGCCCAGCUUCCGGCAGCCUCAGGAAGGCGGGCUGUACGAGUCUUAGGGAGUCGUAGUUCUUUCUCCUCGCCGCGAGCUGGCCGGAGGUGCAGAAGGUACUUCAAUUCCCAGCAUGCCGUGCUGCGCCGCGUCUGCCACCGCUUCCCCGCUGCGGACGCCCGCGAGCAGGUUGUUGUUUUUAUGAGGCGUCACUGGCGUCUGGAGCCGGGACGCCGCCACGGUUACAGCUGGCGCGGUCGGGCGGAAGAGGCGCUGUCUUCGGGUAGGACCCUGGGGCUCAGGUCGGGCGGGUGGGGCGGCCGCGGGCUGCAACUCGUGUCUUCAGGAGCAGCUCCCGGAGGCUUUCUCCUGGUGGACGCCUUGGUUCUCCCGCGACCUCCGGCGGAGGGCGCGACCUGGCAGGUGUUAGGUUCGGGCUCGCGGGCUGCCCGCGAGCUUGCAGCUGUGCACCCCGGGAUUCGGGUGCGGCUGCAUCUAUAUGCUAAGAUGCCGGGUGCGUAACCCUGAACCCGCCCUGAGGUACCAGGUGUCAGGAAUGGAAAAGUGCCAACGUACACCCCAGAAGUACACUCCUGUUCAGCCUCGAAGCCCUUCCAAACCCCCCUCACCCCCCCUUUUCUGCCGGUUCUUCACCCUUCCCCUCCGGGUCCUCCCCAGCGUUUGUCAGCUGGCGGGCUUGUGCUAAGUAGCUGCUGCCGAGUGCCGGUUUUUUUUUUGUUUACCUUUCAUUGGUUCCAGCUCUGCUAGGGGAAGCGCCGGAGUUCUCAGCCGGUUGGGGUGUUUUUGUUUUGUUCUGUUUUGUUUUUGAGGAGUGAACCAUGCACUGCCCUCUCCUGCUUUUGCUUUAUUAGCUGUAUGGGGCUGUUUGUACCUAGAAUGGGCAGCCAGUUUAUUACUCUCAGGAGUGCUGAGACCUUUCCAGCAAGGUCACAUAAUGUUUGAAAUGUCAGCACUAACUAUACCAGUCUUAAAGUCUCAAUAUCUUUUCUCUUUUCUUUCACCUUUUUUUUUUUUUUUUUAAAUUGGGGUGGAUGGGCUGGUUUUUUUGGUUGGUUUGGUUUUGGUUUUUUGAGGUAAGGUUUCUCCGUGUAUCCCCCAGC